AACGGAAGAGGAGGCCGUGGUGAGGUUACUUAAAGGCGCGGUGACCCGACGCGAGCAAGCCUCCAAAACGCGCACGCGAAUCGCGAACGCCUAGCUCCGGCUCAGCCGUUUCGCGUGGGAGUCGUUUCGAAAAGUUGUUUCGCAGCUCGCGAGCGGUGGGGGAGGAGAGGAGGAAGACCAGGCCAGGCGAUGGCGGCGGCGGUGGCGAGCAUCGGGAUCAUGGACGGCGCCUACUUCGUCGGGAGGGGCGAGAUCCUGCACUGGAUCAAUGCCACCCUCCAGCUCUCCCUCGCCAAGGUCGAGGAGGCGGCGUCUGGGGCCGUGCAGUGCCAGCUGAUGGAUAUGGUUCACCCUGGAGUGGUGCCGAUGCAUAAGGUUAAUUUUGAUGCGAAGACAGAGUAUGAUAUGAUCCAGAACUACAAGGUUCUUCAGGAUGUGUUCAACAAGCUGCGUAUAGGCAAGAAUAUUGAGGUCAACAAGCUUGUUAAAGGACGGCCAUUGGACAACUUGGAGUUCCUUCAGUGGUUGAAAAGAUAUUGUGAUUCUGUGAAUGGUGGAAUCAUGAACGAAAACUACAGUCCUGUAGAAAGGAGGUCUAAGGGAUGCAAAGAACGUGGCUCAAAGGGCUCCAAUAAGACAUCUAAAUCAUUGCAAGCCAAUAGGCUUCCUGGUGCUGAUUCAGCAGAUGGAGGCCCUGGAGUUGGAAAAGUAUGUAACACUUUUUCUGAAGAGCAUUACAUAGAACAGAUUCAGAAGCUGUCUGAGAAGAUUGCAGAUCUGAAAGUUUCUGUUGAUAGUAUUGAAAAAGAAAGGGACUUCUACUUCUCAAAGUUGCGUGAUAUUGAGAUACUGUGUCAACGGCCUGAGUUAGAGCAUUUACCGAUGACUAAGGCAGUCCGGAAGAUACUUUAUGCAGCUGAUGCAAAGGAUUCACCGCUACCUGAGGCGAACGACAUAAUCACCAAGUCGCCAAGCUUGUUCUCAACUGAAACCGAGUGAGAUGUGCGGCUACAUGAGCUAAUUUUGGUGGUUAUUUUCUAUCAUCGAUCGACGUAGUUCUGGGUCUGUAAAUGGGUAAAAUAACAUUUGACAUGAGUCAUUAUGCAUGUCAAAAACAGUUUUCCUGUAAGAACUUGCUAGUUGCGAGUGGUUAGCUAGUUAUGAUGGAUUCUUGCUCGACGUGACAGUCCCUGUAUGGCUAUAUGUUUCCUCUGGAGAGAGAUUCUGUUCUGUGAUCAAUACUCUAUCUAACUGCUCGUUCCAAUGAAAUUCAUCGAGUCUGUGAUCAAUA
This is a messenger RNA of Sorghum bicolor (sorghum), 1291 nucleotides long. Its product is annotated as microtubule-associated protein RP/EB family member 1A. Bases 190 to 999 code for a protein of 269 amino acids. The record is from RefSeq and is a predicted model, not a curated record. Gene Ontology annotation, biological process: regulation of microtubule polymerization or depolymerization; protein localization to microtubule plus-end; thigmotropism. Gene Ontology annotation, cellular component: microtubule plus-end; spindle midzone; cytoplasmic microtubule. The transcript is spliced from 8 exons. Lineage: Eukaryota; Viridiplantae; Streptophyta; Magnoliopsida; Poales; Poaceae. Gene Ontology annotation, molecular function: microtubule plus-end binding.